Molecule: messenger RNA, 1314 nt
Organism: Drosophila mauritiana
Lineage: Eukaryota; Metazoa; Arthropoda; Insecta; Diptera; Drosophilidae
Product: glycine-rich protein DOT1
Exons: 2
Coding region: 141-782 (213 amino acids)
Source: RefSeq, a predicted model, not a curated record
CGUCUGGCAGAGCCAAGCUUUUCCGGUUAAAGUUAUGUUGCACUUGGUUUGGUAUAAAAACUCUCGCCGCCAUCUGCAGUCGUGCCAGUUGUGGAUUUGCACUUAACCCACUAGUUAACCCAAACGGAGUAUUUCAAGCUAUGAAAGCCUUUGUGUGUCUUCUGCUCAUUGGAGCGGCCAGUGUGAUGGCUAACCCUAAGCCCGGCGGAGGAAGUGGCUGGUCCUCUGGAGGAGGUGGAGGCAGUUGGUCAUCGGGAGGUGGUGGCGGUGGUGGCCAUGGCGGCGGAGGAGACGUACAAAUUAUUAAAGUUAUCACCGAGAGUGGGUCUUCUGGAGGCGGCGGGGGAGGAGGUGGAUGGUCCUCUGGUGGCGGCGGAGGAGGAGGUGGAUGGUCUUCUGGAGGCGGCGGGGGAGGAGGUGGGUGGUCUUCUGGAGCUGGCGGGGGUGGCUGGUCCUCAGGGGGAGGCGGCGGAAGCGGCAGCAGCAGCGAUGUUAAACUCAUCAAAAUCAUUAGUCUCGGAGGUGGUGGAGGACAUGGUGGUGGAGGAGGACAUGGUGGUGGAGGAGGACAUGGUGGUGGUGGAGGAGGCUGGUCUUCAGGAGGAGGAGGUGGCGGUUGGUCAUCAGGUGGAGGUGGUGGCCACGGAAGUAGCGGAGGUGGCGGCACCAAGGUCAUCAAAAUCAUCAAACUGAGCUCUGGAGGCCAUGGAGGUGCCGGCAGCGGUGGCGGCCACGGAGGCGGCGGUGGUGGCGGUUGGCAGCCCGCUGGAGGUUGGGCAUAAUCCUAGUCCAAUCCUAGAAAGCCAUCAAAUUAAUCUUCAACCACUUUUGUAAAUACUGUAUAUAUGUAUCCAAGAUAAUUUUUUUUAGUAUUGUUACAUAAAUUAUAUAGCAAAUGGCACUUGCUUGUAACAACCAAUUCGUUAAAUUCCUGUUCGUCUGGUAAUUUAAAACGAACUAUGAUUAAAUUUGUAUGGCACAAAAUCGCCUAAAUAUAGUCUUGAAUGAGUCUUGGGAUUGUAUAUUUUGGCGAAAUUUAUGGAAAGAACAUAAAGGAGAAAUUAUAAAUUUGCUAUAUCCGUUACUCGCCAAGGAGUACUCGGAAGAAACUUCAACAUUUCGUAUAGGAAAAUGUUCUGUUGAAUACAGGUGGAUAGCGAAUUUACUAUAAAAUUCAAUAAGGUAAGUAUUCAAAUUUUGGGCAACUAUUUUUAUAGACUUAUCAGGGGUUAGUUCAUAACAUGCCCAAAAAUGAGAUCACCGCUAAAAUGAAGACUGUUUUGUACUGCCAAUAAAAAUAGCUAACUUUUCCUA